GAGGAGAAUUUGGUCAUUUAACGCUUAAGAGAUAACCAAUCACCAUCUUUCAUCACUGGUGCUGCUGAUCCAAUACAAGUACGGAGGAAAUCUGACGGAAACGGAAGACCUCCAUAACAGUGGGAGCAGCGAUUAGCAAAGCGAAGGAGAUAGAUAGAUGGCUCGGUUGUUAUUGCUGUCCUUCACGCUCUUGCUGCUCUUCUGCGCCGCAGUUGGAUCAACCUUCGACGACUCCAAUCCCAUCCGCUUAGUAACAGACGGCCUCCAUGACUUCGAGCCCCAGGUCCUCCGGAUCAUCGGCCAAACACGCCAUACCCUAUCCUUCGCCCGCUUCGCUCACAGGUAUGGGAAGCAUUAUGAGACUGUCGACGAGAUGAAGUUCCGGUUCCAGAUCUUCUCCGAUAAUCUGAAGUUUAUUCGAUCAACCAACAGGAAGGGCCUGUCGUAUGCUCUUGGUGUUAAUCAUUUUGCUGAUUGGACUUGGGAGGAAUUCAAAAACCACAGAUUAGGUGCUGCUCAAAAUUGCUCUGCCACCUUUAAGGGCAACCACAAGCUUACUGAUGAUAUUCUUCCUGAGACGAAAGACUGGAGAAAAGAAGGCAUAGUCAGCCCGGUCAAAGAUCAAGGCCACUGUGGAUCCUGCUGGACAUUCAGCACCACUGGGGCUUUGGAGGCAGCUUAUGCUCAGGCAUUUGGAAAGAAUAUCUCUCUUUCUGAGCAGCAGCUAGUGGACUGCGCUGUAGCUUUCAAUAACUUCGGAUGUAAUGGUGGGCUGCCAUCCCAAGCCUUUGAGUACAUCAAAUAUAAUGGUGGGCUUGAGACCGAGAAAGCAUAUCCUUACACUGGAAAAGAUGAAGUCUGCAAAUUCUCAGCUGAAAAUGUUGCUAUCCGAGUCCUUGACUCUGUGAACAUCACCUUGGGUGCUGAGGACGAAUUAAAGCACGCAGUUGCUUUUGUUCGGCCGGUUAGUGUGGCAUUUGAGGUGGUGAGUGGUUUCCGAUUCUACAAGAAAGGUGUUUACACUAGCAACACCUGUGGAAGCACUCCCAUGGAUGUAAACCAUGCUGUUCUUGCAAUUGGGUAUGGAGUGGAAGAUGGUGUCCCGUAUUGGCUCAUCAAAAACUCCUGGGGAGAUAGCUGGGGUGACCAUGGCUACUUCAAAAUGGAAUUGGGGAAGAACCUUUGCGGAAUUGCAACUUGUGCAUCUUAUCCCAUCGUCGCUUAAAAGUUGUAUUGAGAUACUGGAAGGCUGCCCUGGUGAAUACCGCGUCGCUUAUCUUGCUUUCAGGUUGUAGUCGCUGUGCACCAUUAAAGACGAAGGGUCCGUUUGGAUUUCAGUUGGGUAUAAUAGAUUAUGAAAAUAAUUGAUUAAGUGGUAGAUUUUAAUCAUAAUUGAUUAUGUUAUAACGUAAUUUGUUUGGAUAUUAUUUUUUUAAAAUUGAUUUUAACUUAAUAUAUGUUAACAACUUUUUUAAAGAUUUAAAAUUUGAAUUUUACUAAGAAAAAAAAAAGAGAAGAGAAGGGAAUUUAAUUUUUAAAAAAAAAAUUUGUGCUUUUUUAUAAUUUUUUUUGGACCUUUUUAUGUAAUUUCUCCAGUUUUUUUUUAUCAGCGUUUCUGGAAAAGCUUAGAAUAUUAGCUUUUGAAAAAAAUCGAUUUUAAGGGUUAGAAUCGAUUUUUUACUUUUUUAAAUGUUUGGCUAAUAAAUUAAAUAAUUGAUUUUUUUGAAAAUAAAAUCGAUUAUAGACAUAUCCAAACGGACACGAAGUGUAUUCUGCUUUUAAUGCCUCCUAGUUUAUAUACAAAAUAUUAUUCUAAAGUUGAAAUGGCCUUUGUCAUCGGUGCCGUGUAAUACUUGUAAAUCGUGUUUCAAACAGGGACAUAAGGGAGUUAAACAUGUUCUCUCUA
This is a messenger RNA of Prosopis cineraria, 1906 nucleotides long. RefSeq names its product pro-cathepsin H-like. Gene Ontology annotation, molecular function: cysteine-type endopeptidase activity. The transcript is spliced from 8 exons. The coding region runs from base 158 to 1225 and encodes 355 amino acids. Gene Ontology annotation, biological process: immune response. Lineage: Eukaryota; Viridiplantae; Streptophyta; Magnoliopsida; Fabales; Fabaceae. Gene Ontology annotation, cellular component: lysosome. The record is from RefSeq and is a predicted model, not a curated record.